Messenger RNA from Emiliania huxleyi CCMP1516, 414 nucleotides. RefSeq lists its product as hypothetical. Lineage: Eukaryota; Haptophyta; Isochrysidales; Noelaerhabdaceae. Bases 1 to 414 code for a protein of 137 amino acids. The record is from RefSeq and is a predicted model, not a curated record. The transcript has a single exon.
AUGGAGGCCAGCGUGCCCGCGGCCGCCUCCCGCGCAGCACCGCCGCUGCGGAAUCGGAUCGAGCCCAUGGAGGAGGAGGGCGCAGUCGGCCAGCGCAGCAGGCGGAGUCCCUCCCCGCGCCGGAGCCCCCCUGCAGUCGAGGGAGUCCUCGUUGGCGAUGAAGGUGGCGACAUCGAAUCGCGGCCGACACACGUCACGUGGGAGGAAUGGGCGAUGAGCGGGAACGAUUGCGCGCUACGACGCCGACUCCGCCGUGCUCGUGGCCGCCACGACGCCGACUCCGCCGUGCUCGUGGCCGCCAAGCAGAAAGCCGCGCUCCAGGAGCACGCCAAGAUGCAAUGGCUCGCUUGCUUCGAUUCAGCUCUCUCGGCAGCAGAAGUGGGGCUGGAGCGGGUGGGGGUGGAUGCCGAUUGA